Molecule: messenger RNA, 1852 nt
Organism: Arvicola amphibius (Eurasian water vole)
Lineage: Eukaryota; Metazoa; Chordata; Mammalia; Rodentia; Cricetidae
Product: interferon-inducible GTPase 1-like
Exons: 3
Coding region: 329-1537 (402 amino acids)
Biological process (GO): cellular response to interferon-beta; defense response
Cellular component (GO): endoplasmic reticulum membrane
Molecular function (GO): GTPase activity; GTP binding
Source: RefSeq, a predicted model, not a curated record
AAGAGACUGCAGCACAGUGGACAGUGGCUCCUGCAGCUGAGCUACAGUGAGCGCACACACUGGACUCAGGGUUCUCUGCAGGUCUGAAAGCUACUGACCCGUGCUCCUCCGUGAUUGGCCAGCACACACCGAGAAGGAGGGGCAGGGCCCUGGAGAGAGUGUGAGUCCUGCUGAACUGUCAGAAACCUGCUGCUUUCCACAGAGGAAGGAGGGGUUGGUUCAUGGGAAGAGACUGCAGCACAGUGGACAGUGGCUCCUGCAGCUGAGCUACAGUGAGCGCACACACUGGACUCGGGGUUCUCUGUGACUUAUUUCUUUAAUCACGAUCAUGGGUCAGUCAUUCUCUUCUACAUCUGAGAAUGAAGACCGUGGAGACUUGGAAUCCAGUUUUACUGCAUAUUUUAAUAAUAUUGAAAUAGAAAAUAAAAUCAUUCCUCCAGAAAUCAUCCGUUCUAUAAAAAGGUCUCUGAAAAAAGGACAUGUUCAGCAGGCACAUUAUAGAAUCAUUGGUGGAUUAGGACAUAUUAAUUAUGCCCCAAUAAACAUUGCUGUGACAGGAGAGUCUGGAGCAGGGAAGUCCAGCUUCAUCAAUGCCCUGAGGGGAGUUGGACCUGAAGAGGAAGGUGCAACUCAAGUUGGGAUAGCAGAGACUGCUAUGAGGAGAACUCCAUACAAGCACCCCAAAAUUGAAACGUUGACUUUUUGGGAGCUGCCUGGCAUUGGAACUAUGAACAUUCCACCAAAAUAUUAUCUGGAGAAAGUGAAAUUCCAAGAGUAUGACUUCUUCGUGAUUCUUUCUGCCACACGCUUUAAACUACUUGAACUAGACCUUGCCCAAGCAAUCAGAUUGAAGGGAAAGAAUUGCUACUUUGUAAGAACCAAGGUGGACAGAGAAAAGACCUUGCAACUGAUCAGAAGCUACUGUGUGAACACAUUCAUUCAGAAUAACAUGGAUGUUCCACAGAUUUUCUUGAUUUCUAACCAUGAUCUAUUAGACUAUAAUUUUCCAGUCCUGAUUGACACCCUGAUAAAAGAUCUUCCUGCUCAAAAGCGCCACAACUUUAUACUUUCCUUGCCUAAUAAUACUGAGGCUGUCGUUGACAGAAAGCAUAAAUCUAUGCAGCAGUUUAUCUUGUUGAAAGCCUGCCAGGCUGGAAUUUUGGCUACUGUUCCUACAGUGGACAUCCUUAGCCUUUCUGAUGUGGAUGAGUUGGAGGAGUUGAAGGUGAAGUUAAACCACUACCAAGUCCUCUUUGGACUGGAUGAUGAAUCCCUGGAAGUCAUGGCUAAGGAUUCCCAAGUGCCUGUUGAACAACUGAAAAAAAUCAUUAAGUCUCCUUAUUUGUUAGAAACUAAGAAAGAAGAAACAUUGGGAGAAAUGUUUUUGAAAUAUGUAGAGAAAUUUGCUUCGGCUAAUGGUGGGCCUCUUGCUACAGGGCUUUACUUUGAGAAAACCUUUUACUUAAAACUUUAUUUCCUUGACACAGUGACUGAAGAUGCCAAAGUUCUCCUUAGAGAGACAUAUUCAAAAAACUAGUUCAAACUCAGCUCAUGCACAGCGACUGACCAUAACAAAAUCACAAGAUCAAUGGUUAAUACCAUGGAGUCAUUAGAUAAAUACCCCCUCUUAUAUUUUUUCUUUCCACUAACCAAUCCACUAUCAACCAUGAGAAACCUAAGGAUAAGGGCCAUGUGUGUUAAUAUGUCAGAAUCUGGCAAUCCCCAGCUUCAACUCUCUCCUUUCCUUUCUGUCUUUCAACUCUGGUGCGGAAGAGUUGUCUGUAUUCUGUCAAUCAUGUUUUAAAUAAACACUGAUUGGCCAGUAGCCAGGCAGGGAGUAUAGGCAAGACAA